AUGACGAAUGAUAGCGUCCUCAUCCUUGCUCAAGGCAUUUUGUUGUUACCCUGGGUUAACCUUCCUAAUGCUAUCCGCUACGCAAUCUAUCUAACGAUACGUAUUGUUAGAAAGACGUCAAAACAAACAGACAUCGAGCUCGGAGAGGUGAAAAAGCGAGAUCAAGAUCUGACGGACGAGAUUUCCAAGCAGAUUGAACAGCAUCCCCACUAUUCGGACCUGAUCAGCGUUAUCAAGGACAAAUCGCAAGACUUCGUCAUCGCGCAGCAUCUCGAGAUGUUGGCCAAGAUAUGCUGCGGCGAAAACAAAAGCCAGUGCUGGGCUUGUGAUGCCAUCAUCUGCAAAGACUGCAUGGCGAUGGUCAAAGGAAUCCCUGUUCCGCGGACGAGGUGCCACAUCACUGGUUGCUACGCCAUCUGCACGAGCUGCUAUCUCGUGAAAAGUUCCUCGAAACCUGCUGCAUUCUCAGCUGCCUUCAACCCCACAAAUCUUUCCCUGCAGCAUGAUAAAUGUUCUCUCAAACAAACAAAUACCAUUCAAGAGGCUGUAAAUCUGUGCCAGGGAUGCUCCCAACUGCAGCCAGACCGGAUACGUGAGAUCAAGGAAGAGAGGGAGCAGAAGAUGUUGGCCAAGACACUUGUCAGGAGAAUACUCUGCGCAACGUGUGAGAAGCCAUUGCCCAAAAAGAAGAGACGGUGGUGGAUCUGUGGGUCGGGAGACCAUGAGUGUCACUGGGCUGGUCAUGAAGUGCCACGGUGA
This is a messenger RNA of Podospora anserina S mat+, 759 nucleotides long. RefSeq lists its product as uncharacterized. The coding region runs from base 1 to 759 and encodes 252 amino acids. The record is from RefSeq and is a predicted model, not a curated record. NCBI's taxonomy places the organism in Eukaryota, Fungi, Ascomycota, Sordariomycetes, Sordariales, Podosporaceae. The transcript has 2 exons.